Molecule: messenger RNA, 724 nt
Organism: Gossypium raimondii (Peruvian cotton)
Lineage: Eukaryota; Viridiplantae; Streptophyta; Magnoliopsida; Malvales; Malvaceae
Product: nitrogen regulatory protein P-II homolog
Exons: 9
Biological process (GO): regulation of nitrogen utilization
Cellular component (GO): chloroplast thylakoid; cytosol
Molecular function (GO): enzyme regulator activity; ATP binding
Source: RefSeq, a predicted model, not a curated record
UUUCAACAAUCGAAAAGAAAAAAGGCCUUGUUUUACUGACAGCCUACUUGCAGUGCCCCCAAAGUCACCUUUUCAUCUCCUCCUCCCAUUAAACAUGGCUGCUGUAGCAACAUCAAACCCCCUUUCUCCCCUUCUUUCCCCUUUCCAUGGUAAAGACCAUCCUCCCAUUUCUAGUUCUAUUGUUCCCAGGUUUUGAGAUUCCCAUUUAUCUAAGCUUAAAGUCACCCUCAAACGCUCAACAAAUGCUUCAAUUCUUCCUGUAAUCAGAGCCCAAAACUCUCUUGAUUACACCACCGACGCAGAAUUUUAUAAAGUUGAAGUUAUUCUAAGACCAUGGUGAAUUCAGCAGGUUUCUUCGUAUUGCAGUGAUUUUGAGCAUUACGUUCUUAAAAUGUGUUCAAGUUUAACCUUAAAUAGUAAACCUUGUAAUGAUAGAGGUUCAACAGAGAGACAUGAUGGCUCUGAAUUUUCUGAAGACAAGCUUGUAGCUAAAGUCAAGAUAGAGAUUGUGGUGAGCAAGGACCAGGUGGAAGCAUGAUUAUGAAAAUUUAGUCUAAAUGACCAUCUUGCUAUAGUAAUAGACAAGAUAAUUGAGGAAGCAAGGACAAAUGAGAUUGGUGAUGGCAAGAUUUUAUUGAUACCUGUCACGGAUGUUAUAAGAGUUCGCACAGGCGAGAGGAUGACCGGAGGACGUGCUGAUAUGUCAGCCACUACAUUGACCUAA